AUGGCUUUUGAAAACGUCGACGCUUUAGAGAUUAUGUUCAAGCAGCAGCUUUGCUCGUCCGACUAUUCUGUCGUCUUUCUUGUUCUUCUCCGGAGCCAGACUUGCAUUAUGAAGGUGCGCCAUGGACCGGGGGUCCUCGACGGGUUUACGAACCGAAGGGUCGUGAGCUGGAUAUCCACGUACCUGAGUCUACAGCAUAUCAUCGACUUAAGGAGCAAGGGCUAUGCGAUCGUGGAAUUGUGGCCCCAGUUCUUGGGGACUCUAGAAAAGUUCGACCCAAGGCAAUGCCAGCCUUUCCGAAAGGCAUUUAUUGAGGACCAAUCUCUCCCAAGUGCAAUCUUUCUGGCGUACAUUCCAAACCUGGACAUGCCCAACUUGCAGAACUGUACUGAGAAAAGGCUCGAGGCUCUUGUUAGAGGUGUUCGGGAGAUUCAUGAAGCCUCAGUACGACAUCGAGACCCGAAGCCAAGGAACAUUAUGGUUAUCAACGACGACCCAGACAGAGUUGUCUGGGUUGACGUUGACCGUGCGGAAACUUACAACAAAAAGCAACUCACCGACAGGCAAAAGGACUUUCUGGAUGAGGAGGAAAUAAUGGUUCGUGAAUUCAGAAAUGGUCUUGUGAGUCCGCUUAUGCCAUUCAUCUUUCGUCCAGUAGAAGUUUUUGCCCAGUAUAUCUUUGUGUCAGUGAUGCGGCAUUGA
Molecule: messenger RNA, 702 nt
Organism: Aspergillus bombycis
Lineage: Eukaryota; Fungi; Ascomycota; Eurotiomycetes; Eurotiales; Aspergillaceae
Exons: 2
Coding region: 1-702 (233 amino acids)
Source: RefSeq, a predicted model, not a curated record